Messenger RNA from Cetraspora pellucida, 723 nucleotides. NCBI's taxonomy places the organism in Eukaryota, Fungi, Glomeromycota, Glomeromycetes, Diversisporales, Gigasporaceae. The record is from the annotation of a GenBank genome assembly.
AUGACAAAUAAUUCAUUACCAAACCGACCAAAACAAUUCAAACAGCUGGAUAAUGAAUUUGAUAUUGCUUUGUGGCUAGCGCACUAUAAAAGGAUAUUAGAUUUGGCAACUAAUAUUAGAAACAGGAUGAUGACAAGAAUAGAUAAAGUGUCUGAUGCAACUUCAAUAUCUACUCUAUCACACAAACCUGUAUCAAAACUUCUGAAAAUUGACCAAAAAGAGUGCAAAGCACUCUUUCUUAGAACUAGGAAUAACAGUAAUCUUUUAUAUGAAGAAUUAAUUGUGCGAGUUUGCAAGAUUGCAAAAUCUGAUCACAGGUUAGGAUCUUUAAUCAAGGAUGUUGGUAGAUGGUACAAUACAUAUCAUUAUAAGUUUCACGUAGCCGCAGUAAGGUUAGCAAAUGAAUUUAGAUCAACAAAUAAAAGUGCAAAAGAACCAUAUGACGAGUUAGAUGGAUUUGUUUUUAACAAAGUGUGGAAACAGUUACUGCAAAUGCAUCUGAAGGCAACUGAUCUAGCAAAGUUGAAAAAAGAUUCUGAAACUUUUAAAAAACUUGGUGUUUUUGUAUACCAGGUUAUUAAAACCAUUCUCAUUGCACAAGACAAUAACAAGGAUCCACAAAAUGCUAUUCGAAAAUGCGAUGAAUACACUAUAAAUCUGAAAAUACUAACUAGACUCGAAAUAGUAAAGUCAUUAGCCAUGCGAGAACUUCUAGAUUAUUAA